Molecule: messenger RNA, 606 nt
Organism: Prorocentrum cordatum
Lineage: Eukaryota; Dinophyceae; Prorocentrales; Prorocentraceae
Source: the annotation of a GenBank genome assembly
UGCUGUUCUGAGCCUGGCGCGAAGUGCUACAAGAAGAACGACCAUUGGAGCUCGUGCAACCAAACUUGCAACCCAUACAGUCUGUGGACGGUGGACGGAUGGGUCACGACGAACGAGACAGUCUGGGACUGCACGGAGAUUCGGCCGCCGUGCUCGGCAACUGGGGCGUCUUGCGCACUGUCCCAGUGCUGCUCUGAUCCCAGCUCGAAGUGCUACAAGAAGAAUGACUAUUGGUUUGCGUGCAACCAAACAUGCAAUCCAAACUACAUGUGGAUGGAGAACGGCUGGGUCAAGACGAACGAAACAGUUUGGGAUUGCGAAGUCAUCAGCAUCGACAGUACCGACGUUUCGUCUGACUCCGGUGCCGGGAAUGCCGCUGACACUGAUGCUUCGUCAGACUCCGCGAGUAGCUCCGAUGCUGCUACAGCCUCCGUUUGCUCGCCGAACGGGGAGUCUUGCGCACUUACCAUGUGCUGCUCUGAGCCUGGCGCGAAGUGCUACAAGAAGAAUGACCAUUGGAGCACGUGCAACCAAACCUGCGCCCCAAACAGUCUUUGGACGGCGGACGGAUGGGUCACGACAAACGAGACAGUUUGGGAUUGUGAG